This is a messenger RNA of Stereum hirsutum FP-91666 SS1, 1026 nucleotides long. RefSeq lists its product as uncharacterized. Bases 106 to 639 code for a protein of 177 amino acids. The transcript has 2 exons. Lineage: Eukaryota; Fungi; Basidiomycota; Agaricomycetes; Russulales; Stereaceae. Gene Ontology annotation, cellular component: mitochondrion. The record is from RefSeq and is a predicted model, not a curated record.
CUCGCCACCACCUCUACCCUCGCCUCCUCUCUCAGACAAGCAGCUAACACUUCGCAUCAUGUUCGAUAUGCCUCCACGUCAGAGAGAUCUCUGCCAUCGACUUCCAUGGCACACCACAAGCACCCAUUUCGAGGAGGUCAAAAUCUCUCUGACCGAUACAAACGCUUGGAGAAGAGCCUUCGAGGGAAGAUGGACAGGACAGAGGCUAUGGCCCAUGAUCACGAACAUGCGCAGACUGAUGACUUAACAUCCCCGACGCCUGUGCAGGGUGCUGCUCUGGGUGACACAUUCAGAGGGCUCGUAAUCCCUAAGGAGCCAAGACCACCUGAAUCGGAUGAAUGUUGCAUGUCUGGUUGUGCCGUAUGUGUCUACGACCUGUACGAUGAAUCCCUGACUCAAUAUCGGGAAGCCGUUCAAACCCUACGCACCUCAUUGGCCGCCAUGAACGUACCCGAGCACGAGUGGCCCGAACACAUACGAACGAAGUCCAAGAAGACUAAGCCAGUCAUCCCCACGCAGAAGACUGUCAGCGUCGAUGCCUUUGAAGAGAUGGAGAGGAAUUUGAGGCAGAAGAAGGAGCGCGAGCUGGAUUUGUCAGCAUCGACGAAGACAGAAAGUACAGCGGAGUCCCGGAGUUAGUGCAUAGUUGCAUUCCUUAGGCGGCUGGAGGCAUGCUGAUGGGAACGUUAGAUGUCCCGUACGAGCUCGCUCCUGUGACUGCGUCAGACGAUGAGACAACUGAGGUGGCGAGGAGAGCAAUCAAGCCAGAGGUAAGGCGAAGGAGGAAGAAGAAGCGAGAAAAGCUGGAUUGGGCAUCAGUGUACGAAGGCUUACGCUGGGUAUUAUUCGCUCGGCGGUGACGAAGGUUAGACAAAAGUUCCUACUUAUUACUCGUGCGUUGUACUUACCAUUGACGUCUGAUUGACUUACCGGUACAGUCUCCGGUGUAUAUCCACACCACUAUAUAUCCACUCCUGGCUACUUCACGCAGCAUCACGCUCCCGUUUCGUGAAAUGUAAACUUAGG